AUGGAACCCGAAGGCUCUGGCGACGCUCCGGGCGACCCGGCGGCUCCGCCGCCGCCCCAGCCCCCGCCCCCUCCCUCGGACCCUGGCCGCGCGCCGGGGCCCCCCCCCCCCCCGCCCGCUCCGCCGUCGACUCCCCCCGCCGCCCCGUCGCGCGUGGUCUGGGCGGACCUCGCCGAGGCCGACGACCUCGCCGCGGGGCGCCCCGUCGUUUGCCGCGACCGCGUACCCCCCAAGGCCCCUGCCCGGCCGCCUCGGUCUGAUUCUGUCGGUGGCCUUACUCCCAGGGGUGGGAGUUCGGCCGCCCGCGGGUCUUCCCGGCGCCGGCGCCGGCCCUCGGGCGUGUUUUGGUCGGCGGCGGGGCAAGGUGCUCCCUUGGGCUCGGGGUCUCGCCCUCGGGGGCGCCGCUCUGGCAGGUGGGGUGUCGCUGGCCGCGCCGGCUGCGGCCUCGCGCGUUCUUCCUGGAGGGCCACUGCUCCGGCGUCGUCCUCCCCUGCUCCGGCCUGCGCACCGACGACGUUCUCGGCGGAGCUCUCGUCGGUGGUUUUCCGGCGGUCCCCCUUCCGCCCAUUCAUCUCGGCUUUCGGCGCCGCCGUCCCCCCGCCUCCUGGUGCCCAGCGCGGCCCGUCCUGGCCUCGCCACCCCCGCCUUGCCCCGCCGGCGACCACCAUGGCGACGCUCGGGGAAACCCUCGCCCCUCGCCUGGUCUCCCCGGGCUUGUCCUACUGGGCCGCGCUCGUCUCGGGCCGUCCCGUGGGCCGCCUCCUUGGCGCCUCCCCGCGGGCCUCGGCUUCUGGGCCUCCGCGUGAUGUGCGGGCCGUUGGCCGCUGUGUGGGCCGGUCCCCUGGACCGUCCUCACCCUCCACGGCCCAGCCACGCCCCUGGGUGGGCCUUGGCCCGAUCCGGCGCUCCAUCUGGCCACCGCUAGGGUUCCCCCGCCAACCAGUCCCCAACCCGACGCCUCCCGCUUCCCCCGACGAAGUUCCUCUCGCUGCCCCUAGCUACCCCCUGCUCGUCGGCGCCACCGGUCCCCUCGCACCCUCCCCUCCUCCCUCGCCGGCCAUGACCCGGGAGUGGGGCGACGAUGCGGGACGCCCCAAGCGCAGGGCGGACGACCGCCACGCCCCCCCCUCGACCCUCUCCUGA
Molecule: messenger RNA, 1143 nt
Organism: Aegilops tauschii subsp. strangulata
Lineage: Eukaryota; Viridiplantae; Streptophyta; Magnoliopsida; Poales; Poaceae
Source: RefSeq, a predicted model, not a curated record